Messenger RNA from Saprolegnia parasitica CBS 223.65, 839 nucleotides. RefSeq lists its product as hypothetical. The record is from RefSeq and is a predicted model, not a curated record. The coding region runs from base 48 to 839 and encodes 263 amino acids. NCBI's taxonomy places the organism in Eukaryota, Oomycota, Saprolegniomycetes, Saprolegniales, Saprolegniaceae. The transcript is spliced from 3 exons.
CGGGGCAGGAUAUUUUUGUUCACGCUGCAUGAAGCUCUGAGCGAGCGAUGCCAACCAAGCCCGAAAAGCCCAAGGGCGCGUCGCCCGUGAGAGCUGCGACCAAGAAAAGCCCACCGGUCAAGAAAGACGACAAGCCACCGGUAUCGCUGCCCCAGAUUGGGACCCCCAAAAGCUCCACCCCCAAAAGCUCGCCAACCAAGUCGUCGACAAGUCCCAAGAUGCAAAAGAUGCCAAGUCUCGACAAGACCGAGCUCACACCGCGCAUGACCAACGCCAAUACCAUCGAGAAAGCCGCGACCGAGCAAGCAGCGGCCGAGAAGGAAGCGGCUGAAAAGGAAGCGGCUGCGAAGGAAGCGGCCGAGCGGGCUGCGAAGCGCAAUGGCACCGUCAUUCUCAAGUACGAAAUGUACAGCGAGGAAUUUCCAAUUGUUGAGGGGUCGACGACGAUGGCAGCGAUCGACGACGUGUAUGCGCUCACGUUUGUCAUGCCCAACUGCCUCAUUCACCUCUCCCGGUGGGACCCGCCGACCAAAGUCGAGAUGGAAUCGCGUGACGCGAUGAACGUCUACGUGCGCGAAGAUCCGAUCGGGACAUACCAGGAUUUGGAGGCUGGUGAGACGUACUAUGUGUACGCAGAGCAAGAAGCCGAGCAGCUCGCAAAGGACCAGGCCAAGAUGCGUCAAGUCGCCGCAACCAUGGACGGCGCGGCGUGGACGGCGCCGUCGACGACCGAAACGUGCAGCUGUGUCAACGGCAACCCGUGCGUCGACGAGUACAACUGCAAAGAUUGGCACAACCGAUUUGCUGUCGCGACUACACACGGUUGGAAAGGCUUCUAG